Cokeromyces recurvatus is the source of this 564-nucleotide messenger RNA. Its product is annotated as emp24/gp25L/p24 family/GOLD-domain-containing protein. Gene Ontology annotation, cellular component: endoplasmic reticulum; endoplasmic reticulum-Golgi intermediate compartment; COPII-coated ER to Golgi transport vesicle. The transcript is spliced from 3 exons. Bases 1 to 564 code for a protein of 187 amino acids. The record is from RefSeq and is a predicted model, not a curated record. Lineage: Eukaryota; Fungi; Mucoromycota; Mucoromycetes; Mucorales; Mucoraceae. Gene Ontology annotation, biological process: endoplasmic reticulum to Golgi vesicle-mediated transport; Golgi organization; intracellular protein transport.
AUGUAUAUUCGGUCAUUAUUGCUAGUCGUCGUUUCGACCUUUUUUGCAUUGACCAGUGCCAUCAAGUUUGAUUUAUCUGCUGUUAAAAAAGAUAGAUUUGCAGAAGGGACUAAAUGUCUUUCACAAUACGUGUCCAAAGAUACCUUAAUUUUGGCCACUGUUAACGUGGGCGAAGGAUACAAUCAACGCGUUGAGCUCGAGAUUACAGAUACCUCAGAAAAUCGUAAUGUUUACAUUAAAAAGAGUAAUGUGAAUGGUGAACUUCGUAAUGCUUUUACUACGAUUGAUGAUGGUGAGGUUAUGGUCUGUUUCACCAAUGUACUUGAUGAUGGAUUCCAGGAAGGAUCACAAUAUAGACGCACAAUUGAAUUACAAUUCAGUGUUGGCGCAGAGGCUACUGACUUUAAGAACAUGGCUAAAGCUGAAAAGUUAACUCCUCUUGAACUUGAACUUCGUAAAUUGGAGACUGUAGUAAAGGAAAUUGUUGAUGAGAUGAAUUAUUUGAAGCGACGUGAAGCGAGAAUGAGAGACACAAAUGGUAAAAAAAAAAAAAUGGACAUAUAA